UCAGUUGCACCGUCCCACGCGCGGAGAGACCUUCCUCUUCCCUUUCCAUCGUUUUCGAUUUGAUAAUCUCUGCUUCGGUCGUGUUCUCAGUUUGGUCUCAAACCCAAACCCAACACUUCUUUUGUCCUAAACCCAACACAUCCCCCACGUAAUUUUCAUCGAACACCCAUCUCCCCCAAAACCCGCCACCGCUUUCUCCGCCCAGAUCCGACCAAAGCCUCAGUCUUUCUCGCAUAAAUAUGCUGUCUUGCUCCGCCUCUGUUCUGGGUUCGGAGCUCAAUCGUUGUUGAAUGUCGGGUUCGGAUUAGAAGAGCGUGGGAAUCAAAAUCAGAGAUGGCGGGUCAGGUUGUUAAGGUUAAGAGGGAGGCACUCGAGGCAUGCAUGACGUGUCCUCUUUGUCAUAAGCUUUUGAAAGAAGCCACAACCAUAUCUCUCUGCCUCCACACGUUCUGCAGGAAAUGUAUAUACGAGAAGCUGUCGGAUGAGGAGGGGGAUUGUUGCCCGGUUUGCGAAAUUGAUUUGGGCUGUCUACCGGUGGAAAAACUUAGGCCGGACCAUAAUCUGCAAGAUAUCAGGGCCAAGAUAUUUCCUCUUAAACGACGGAAAGUUAAUGCACCCGAAUCACCUUCAGUUUCAUCGCCAGUGAAAAGGAAGGAGAGGUCAUUAUCUUCAUUAGUAGUCAGCACCCCCAAAGUUUCAGUGCAGGCAGGUUUGACUGGAAAGAGAUCAAGAGCUUUGACAAGAAAGGCUGCUGCUUUACGUGGAUGCAGCUUUUCUGUUGAAGGAGCUUCAAAGAGAGAAGAAUCUUCAGAAGAUCAUCCAAGGAGCUCUAGCUCACCUGAUGCUCAAGAUAAGAUGCAGGAUUCUUCCAUGCCUGAGACUUCCUAUGAGCAGAAGCCUAAUAAAGAUAAUGUUGAAGUAAUAGAAGGCAAAGCUGAUCUGUGGACACCCUUAAACUGUCUUGUAGAGGCUGCUAACCGAACCAAGUCCUCUAAGUCAAAUUCACAAGGGCAGUUCCUUGCCAAAUCAGAGCCACUCAAUGCCCUUGAUAGUAUCUGUGAACUUUAUAUGCCUGAAAAUAACACGGACGCAGAAUCGCCGGAUCGUGUACAUAUGCCUAAGGCCAAAAUUAAGGAGCCCGAGAACAGUACAAGAGGGAAAAAGAACAAUAAUGCAGCAGCAGUUACAGGAACCAUGAAACGCAAGAGGUUGCAUGCAGGUAAUCGUAAUAGGGGAGCUCCGUCUGGGGAGUCAUGUGAUUCAGCUCAAGCUCAAGCUGUGCUUGAUGCACGUGGGGCUAAGCGUAGCAGAAGAAAUAGUCCUAUUUGGUUCUCCUUGGUUGCAGCUGAAAACUGGAAAGGAGAGGCCUCCUUGCCCCAGAUAUCAUCAUGUUACCUGAGAAUAAAGGAUGGUAAAAUGCCUGUUACAUUUAUUCAGAAGUACCUUGUGAAGAAACUUGAACUUACCAGUGAAGCUGAGGUGGAGAUAAUGUGCCGGGGUCAGCCUGUGCAUCCAACAUUGCAACUACAUAACCUAGUAGAUAUGUGGUUCCGAAAUGGAUCUACAACAAAAAAGUUACCAGCAACAGUCGGCUCCUCUGCUAAAGAUUUUGUGAUGGUCCUCUCAUACUGUCGACGUGUGCAAAAUCCAUGAAAUACCUAAUAUAAAAAUAAUUUCUUUAUUGCCUUCAUAGUUUAUAGCUUCAAUCUUUGUAGUACCUGUUUAUUGGAUUUACGGGUGUAUCAACUACGUUCAUCCAGUCUGAUACAGCAAUAAUGAGUUUGUUCUCCUCAAUGUGAUUAUAAAAGUAGUAUUGUUUUAUUAUAAAAA
Messenger RNA from Rosa rugosa (rugosa rose), 1830 nucleotides. RefSeq names its product E3 ubiquitin protein ligase DRIP2-like. The record is from RefSeq and is a predicted model, not a curated record. Gene Ontology annotation, molecular function: ubiquitin-protein transferase activity. NCBI's taxonomy places the organism in Eukaryota, Viridiplantae, Streptophyta, Magnoliopsida, Rosales, Rosaceae. The transcript has 7 exons. Bases 334 to 1653 code for a protein of 439 amino acids.